CCCAGAAAGCUCACCAAUUCCUGGGGUGACAGUUUUCCUUUCCAGAUUGCCUGACUUUGUGGCUUCUGCAUCCUCCUGGUUGCUUUCCAUGGCUGACAAGGAGCUGGUUGUUGUUUUUGGUGCAACAGGGGCCCAGGGAGGCUCCGUGGCCAAGGCCCUCCUGGAAGAUGGGACCUUCAGGGUCCGCGUGGUGACACGAGACCCAAGGAAGAAGCGAGCCAAGGAGCUGCAGCGGCAAGGAGCCCAAGUGGUCCGGGGAGAUCAGGACGAUGAGCGGACCAUGGAGCAGGCGCUCGCGGGGGCCCACGCGGCCUUCGUCGUUACCAACUACUGGGAGAAUCUCAGUCAAGAGCAGGAGAUCAAGCAGGGCAAACUUCUGGCCGACCUGUCCAAACGCUUAGGCUUACGCUACGUGGUGUACAGCGGCUUAGAGAACGUGAAAAAGCUGACGGGCGGCAAGUUGGAGGUGGGGCACUUUGAUGGUAAAGGAGAAGUGGAGGAAUACUUCCGGGGCUUGGGUGUCCCCAUGACCAGUGUCCGGCUGCCCUGCUACUUCGAGAACCUUCUCAACUACUUUCUUCCCAAGAAAGCGUCAGACGGAAGCGGCUACUUACUGAACUUGCCCCUGGCUGACAUCCCCAUGGACGGGAUGGGCAUAAAUGACCUCGGGCUGGUGGUCCUUAGCCUGCUGAAGUCCCCGCAAGAGUACGUGGGCCAGGACAUCGGGCUGAGUACCUGCAAACACACGGUUGAGGAGUACGCCUCCCUCCUCUCCAAACACACUGGCAAGACUGUCCGGGAUGCCAAGAUGACUCCCGAAGAGUAUGAGAGUCUUGGCUUUCCCGGGGCGAAGGAACUGGCCAACAUGUUCCGCUUUUACGCCCUGAAGCCCGACCGCAACGUGGAGCUGACUCUGAAACUCAACCCCAAGGCUAAGACUCUCGACCAGUGGCUGGAACAGAACAAAGAGGCCUUUGCUAACCUGUGAAUGUCCCAUUCCACAUGGAUAUAGGCGGCCACUUCGGCAAUCCCAUAGGCUGUUUGCCCUUUUUAAUUUUUUUUUUAAUAAAGUGAUUGUACUACAAGGGAUUUGGGAAAAUAAAAAGAUUCAGUGUC
Messenger RNA from Tachyglossus aculeatus (Australian echidna), 1116 nucleotides. RefSeq names its product NmrA like redox sensor 1 (gene NMRAL1). The record is from RefSeq and is a predicted model, not a curated record. NCBI's taxonomy places the organism in Eukaryota, Metazoa, Chordata, Mammalia, Monotremata, Tachyglossidae. Bases 89 to 988 code for a protein of 299 amino acids. The transcript is spliced from 5 exons.